Molecule: messenger RNA, 1077 nt
Organism: Hevea brasiliensis (rubber tree)
Lineage: Eukaryota; Viridiplantae; Streptophyta; Magnoliopsida; Malpighiales; Euphorbiaceae
Product: polyadenylate-binding protein-interacting protein 5
Exons: 3
Coding region: 225-815 (196 amino acids)
Molecular function (GO): ubiquitin binding
Source: RefSeq, a predicted model, not a curated record
GGAGAGUCUUCUUUCUUUUUUUUUUUGUUAUAUUAAUUAAUCCAUCAAUAAUUAGCUCUCAAUUCCAUUAUCUUUCUUUUUUUUCUUUCUCAAUCAUUCUCUUUCCUUCGAUCUCUAGGAAAGGAUAAAGGAAUUUAGGGUUUCAUAUCUUCAUAGAAAUUUCCCAUUUAGCCUGUCAUUAUCCUUGCACCAGUGAUCUGAUUUCUUAAUUAAGAUUUAAGGCAAUGAAGCCAGGAGUUUCUACAUUGAACCCUAAUGCAGCAUCAUACAUACCAUUGUCUAAAAGAGAAGCAGCUAAAAAUAUUGAAGUUCCUGGAGUGACCACCAAAGUUAGUCAGAGUGGCAAUGAAACUGUCUGGAAUGGGCCUGCAGAGCAUACUACACAGGGCAGGCAGCACAAACAAGCUUCUUCCACUCCUCAAACAUCUGCACUGAAAAGUCACUAUGCCCAUGGCUUCUAUGGUUCGUCAUCACAAAGUUUAUAUGACUUGACAGACAAGCAGAUGAUGGAUGAGGAAUUUGACAUGGAUUUGGAAUAUCUUCAGAUGACAUUUCCUGGCAUAUCUGAUGAGUCUCUUAAUGAUGUCUAUAUGGCAAACAAGGGCGACUUGGAGGCCACUAUUGAUAUGUUAAACCAACUUGAGUUUGACUCUUUCGAGUCUACUGAAAAUCUUCCUGACACCUUGGACAUUGGGGAUGUCUCUGAAUCUGGAUCUUCAGCUGAGUGUUCAUCUGUUAAACUAAAGAAUGUUGUGGGUGAAGCCAGCGCCUCUUCAUCCAGUUCCGCCCCCUCAGAGUCAGUCACUGUCACCUGAUAGACUUGGUGAUUGUUCAGUUCUUCUUCUUUGGUUUUCUUAAAUUUGUGGAUAACAAGUAUAUAAGUAGGAAAUAUUUCAUUUGAGAUGGGAGAGAUUUGCAUAUAUUGCUUGGAUAUGGUUGUAUAGUUCUGAGGUGCUUGUUCCCACUAUACCCUUUUACUUCUUCUGGGUUCUGUCUACUAUGGGUGAAAAGCCCCUUUGAGCGAUAACCAUGUAGGUUAUAAAUAUAAUUCUGAAAUGGAGGUGAUAUUUGGCUUCA